AUGUCUGAUUUCGGAGACGACAUGGACGUCGACGACGCCCCUGCGCCGUCCAAGGACGUCCUCUUUUCCUCGGAAGCCAACAAGGGCAAGCGGAGCGCUGCCAAUCUCCCGGUCGAGGCAGAGGAUAGCUUGCCGUGGGUCGAGAAAUACCGGCCGGCGACGCUCGACGACGUCUCGGGCCACCAGGACAUCCUGGCCACCAUCAACAAGUUUAUCGACUCCAACCGCCUCCCCCACUUGCUCCUCUACGGGCCGCCCGGCACCGGCAAGACAUCGACCAUCCUGGCGCUGGCGCGGCGCAUCUACGGCGCCUCCAACCUGCGGCAGAUGGUGCUGGAGCUCAACGCGUCCGACGACCGGGGCAUCGACGUGGUGCGCGAGCAGAUCAAGACAUUUGCCAGCACCAAGCAAAUCUUCGCAAUGGGCGCCUCGGCCAAGGCCGGCCACCCCAUGGCUGCCUUUAAGCUCAUCAUCCUUGACGAGGCCGAUGCCAUGACCAACACGGCGCAGAUGGCUCUGCGCCGCAUCAUGGAAAAGUACACGGUCAACACGCGCUUCUGCAUCAUUGCAAACUACUCGCACAAACUGAGCCCCGCCCUGCUGAGUCGCUGCACGCGCUUUCGCUUCAGCCCGCUCAAGGAAGGCGACAUUCGCACGCUCGUGGAGAAGGUGGUGGAGGAGGAAAACGUCAAGAUUGGCGCCGAGGCGGUCGAUGCGCUCAUCAAGCUGAGCAAAGGGGACAUGCGGAGGGCACUCAAUGUGCUGCAAGCGUGUCAUGCUUCGAGUACGCCGCUGAGACCAAAGGGCGCGCCCAAGAUACCCGAGAGCGAGAUCCGGCGAGAGAUGAUUACAACGGAAACGAUAUACAACUGCAUCGCGGCACCGCCGCCCGACGCAAUCAAGGAGAUUAUGGCAACGCUGCUCAAGACGUCGGACGUGACGAGCUGUCUGACCACGGUCAAUGCGCUCAAGGUGACGAGGGGCCUCGCGUUGGCCGACAUAAUCACGUCGCUCGCGGACGAGCUGGCCAAGCUUGAGGUCAAGCCCGAAGUGAUGAUCUCGUGGCUCGCCGGGCUGGCCGAGAUUGAGCACCGGGUCGCCAGUGGCGGCAGCGAGGCGGUGCAGACGGGGGCGGUUGUCGGCGUCGUGAGGACCGGCGUGGAGCUGAUGGGCAAGUAG
Messenger RNA from Hirsutella rhossiliensis, 1179 nucleotides. Its product is annotated as ATPase family associated with various cellular activities (AAA) domain-containing protein. The record is from RefSeq and is a predicted model, not a curated record. Gene Ontology annotation, molecular function: DNA binding; ATP hydrolysis activity; DNA clamp loader activity. Gene Ontology annotation, biological process: DNA repair; DNA-templated DNA replication. Bases 1 to 1179 code for a protein of 392 amino acids. The transcript is spliced from 3 exons. Gene Ontology annotation, cellular component: Elg1 RFC-like complex; DNA replication factor C complex; Ctf18 RFC-like complex. Lineage: Eukaryota; Fungi; Ascomycota; Sordariomycetes; Hypocreales; Ophiocordycipitaceae.